Peronospora matthiolae is the source of this 1143-nucleotide messenger RNA. The record is from the annotation of a GenBank genome assembly. Lineage: Eukaryota; Oomycota; Peronosporomycetes; Peronosporales; Peronosporaceae.
AUGCGUCGAUCCGAAACCUUUAAGAUUGAUAUCUCAAGGUACACGGAAAACGAUGAAGAUUACCUUUUGAGAUGGUUCGUCGAGCUAGACGAUGCCAUCAGAGCCUGUCAUUUCGAGGGUGACGAGAUGCAAGUCACCUUCGCCCUGUCAAAUUUGACGGGACGAGCAAAGACUUGGGCCUUAGGGCUCAAGCUUCACGACCCAAACGUGUUUGAGUUGUUAAAGAUCUUGAAGUCUUUGCUCAAUGAGACGUUUGAGCCGCCGAGAGCCGAGUUCAGAGCACGCUCUGCAAUCUUGAGGCUAAAGCAAGGUAAGCGUGAUGUGCACGCUUACGCACUUCACUUCUGCUACCUUGCUAGUAGCGUCACGGAGCACCCUGUUGAUGAGCCAACGCUCAUUAACGUUUUCAUCGACGGCCUUGUGGAUGGACCGGUGAAGACCUACAUGUUCCAAGAGGACUUCCAUACGCUGGAAAAGGCGAUAGCGUAUGCGGAACUAGAAGACUUCAGCCUGAGACAGUCUGAGGCUAGCUCGUCAAACUAUCUUGUGACGAAACGACAGGAAACCGGCGGUCUCGAACCAAUGGAUCUCUGUUAUAUCGAUAUCGAGAACUCUCGCUCUCUGAUUUACAAGCGAACGGCAAGAUACCAUCGCUGUCAAAAGAUCGGACACUACGCUCAUGAGUGUAGUGUCAUAAACGCCGCAUCACGUCCAAAGACAGGACGUGAUGGAAACCGUUGGCCAAGUAAAGGUCCAAGGCGUGGGUCCGACCAUGUCGCUAAGCCUCGACAGCAAGUCGGAGCGUCAAAAAAACGGACAGGGUCAGUAGAGAUGGAGCACCUUGCUUGUCCAGCAACGUCAAAUGAAUUUGCAGGACUCUUGAAGAAGAUUGAUCCCAACACACAGUCGCUGUGUGUUACUGCCCCUAGUGAUGAAGUGUUCCUCAUCACUUUGAAGAUCGAAGUGACAAGUGGGAUGUCACUUUGCGCCCUGGUUGACUGUGGGCCGUCAAUCAGUUUUAUUCGACGCCAGUUGCUAGAACAUAGGAGGCUCGACUACGUUGAGCGAGAGUUCCCUUCAACAAGGAUGACGGUGUGCCUUGCUACAGGCGCAUCCGUAACAGUAAACAAACGUGCAGUGUGA